Molecule: messenger RNA, 1150 nt
Organism: Verruconis gallopava
Lineage: Eukaryota; Fungi; Ascomycota; Dothideomycetes; Venturiales; Sympoventuriaceae
Exons: 1
Coding region: 140-916 (258 amino acids)
Source: RefSeq, a predicted model, not a curated record
CGUUUUCCUUUGCUCUUUAUACUACUAUUAUGAAGCCUUCGACGUAUAAAGUCUCCUUUUUUUUUCUUAAAAUUAGAUUUAAUUCCUAAACGGCUCUGCUUCCGCAAAGCUUCAACGCUGCCCGCAGCGGCUGGUGGUAAUGCCACUUCCAACAUCCCCCGCGGGGGUCUUUCCAAUAUAUUUACUUCCAAGUGUACCCUUCAGGCGCAAAUCAAACAAAUACUUCGACGCUACGCUUCCGUCGCUGCAGGAUACAGUUUCCACGUCGUCGCAAGCCUCCUCUCCAACUGGCUACCUCUCGGGCUCCACCUCGUAUCUUCGCUGCACGCGCUGUCUCGCCCAUCUCUGUCCCACAAGCUCCAUAAUCUCGAAGGGCUUUCAGGGUCGUCAUGGCCGUGCUUACCUCGUACGCCCACCAAGCCAUAGUCUCGGCACCAUGACUCCACCAGCAGAGAGUGGAAUCGCGCCGCGACACCAUCAGGCAGGCAAUCUGCCCAAUACGCACAUACACAAGCCAACUCCGCGGAUGCUGGUCACCGGUGCGCACACAGUCAGUGACAUCAGUUGCGUUCGAUGCGGUACUGUUCUUGGGUGGAAGUACGUUGACGCUGAAGAGGAAGGUCAAAAGUAUAAGGUAGGCAUGUUCAUUUUGGAGACGCAAAGGGUCAAUCGAAGCGUGGAUUGGGAGAACGGUGACUUUGAGAUGGCGAUAGAAAACACCCAUGUCCCGAGCAAGGCGAACGAUGGCCGCAAGGAUAGCGGUGUAAGCUUUGUGGACGAUGAUCAAGAAGAUGCUGAAUUUGACUCGGAAGAUGAGGACGAGUGCGAAGAUCUGUUCAUGGGCAUCUGGUCGCCUGCUCUUGCGAAAAAGAGGAGGAGAGCAAAAGCGUGGAAGGAUGAGAGAGAUAUCGUAUGAAGUUUAAUUAUGUUGCAUUUUGGGACGAGGAUGAUAAUCAUUAGCAAUUCUCAAAGACGUAUGCGCAACAUUAGGGAUACGGAGUUUGGGCUUAGUUCUUUGGAAAUAACUUUUGGCAUCGGACCGCGACAACAAGAUUGAUGAUACGACAAUUGGAGGAUGAUACCCAAGGACAUAUAUGCAGCUUUUAACCUAUAUAUACGUAGUAAUGUUUUAAGCAAUAAUUCAUGCGAA